AACGCCACAGUGAGAUAAAUAUUUAUCAAAACAUGAAUAAAACGCAGUCGGCGCAUUCACAAUAAUAAGAAAAGAGUAGGAAUUGGAAAAGAUUCUCCUGAAAUCUAUUUCAGUGCGUCUGCUGAAAGUUCAGCGUCAGAAAACUGAAAACGUGGAGGUUUAGUGUCAAGUUGGGAGACGUAUUUGAAGCCGAAUUCAGUGUGUUAUGCGUUUUCGUUAACGAUAAUGGGUAUGAUAAUUAGGGUGAGAGGCAGAUUGAGGAGUUUGCAUACUCUACAAAAAUUGCAACCCGAAGAGAGAAAUGAAAAAAUUGCCGAAACUGUUUGUCUUCUGUCAGUUUUGUUCCUUCUUCCAUAUUGUUCAAGAGGACAUGCUCCGUUGCUUUUUAGCCUUGGAGGUUGGUGUUUGGCCACGUACUCCUGUUUGGUACUACCUGUAUUGAUAUCGGCCAAUUAUAAGUAUCCAGUGAGAUGGCUCAGACGGCUUGGUAAUAAACUCGUGGGUUUGUUCGUAAAAUACUAUGUUCCAGCGUGGUACAUCAUGUGUCGAAUCUACCACCCAUUGGAUAGAUGUGAAAAAUUAUUCAUGAAAAUGACUAACAUCUCUAAUUUAACUACCCAGUUAGUUUUCUUCAUGAUAUGCGACAGAGUGCUGCUUUGCUCGUUUGGAGGUACCCACUGCCCUCAAAAAAAAAUCACUGGACUCUAUUCAUUGAUGUUCUACAACGUCAUUGCCUAUUGUACAAGUUACAUCAAAGAACUCGUUGAGAAAGAAGACUGGUCAGUUACAGUGAGAAUGACGCAGCACAGCAAUAUCAAGCACGUUGCCAUGUCUGCGACCAAAAUAGUUCUAGAAUGGACCAAAGCAGUAACGUUCAUAAUUACAGUAACCUUUAUGCUGCUGGUGUUCGGAUUGGAACAGGGUUUGGAGCAUUACCAACCAACUGCUCUGUACACGUUCAUCACAUGGACCUACUACAUGUGCACUGAGAAAGUAUUCGUAGAUUUAUUUUUACCCUUCCUGCUGUGGCUUAGACUCAAAUCUCUAGAAGCGCUAGAGCCUCUUUAUGCCCCAGUUUUCCUCAAGUCAUACACGAUUGGUCUGGCUGUGAUUUUGGUGACGCUUUUGAGCUUUCAUGGGCAACCUAGAUUCACUUCACUAUCGUUUUAUCUAACUGUUUACUUGAGACUGAAAGAUAUGAUUUUAAACAGUUUGAGACAACUCAGAGACGAGAAAAGGGUACUGGAACAGUUCAGAUAUGCAACAGACCAAGAAAUCGAAAACUGCGAUGAUGUUUGCGCUGUCUGCUUGAGCUCUAUGGAAACCGCAAGGGUGACUCCUUGUCAGCAUUUGUUUCAUGCCAGUUGCUUGCGACAGUGCCUGCAUAAUUCUUCGAUUUGUCCGAUUUGUAAAAGGGAAUAUACCUUCAUACACUAAUAUAAUUAUAUGUUUUUUAAAUAAUCUUCAGUGCUAGACCAAUCAGUAUAUAUUUUUACACUUCACUUAGCUUAAGGUUUUGUAAUUAGUAUAAUAUAAUUCAUUGUGGAUUUGA
Leptinotarsa decemlineata (Colorado potato beetle) is the source of this 1552-nucleotide messenger RNA. RefSeq lists its product as uncharacterized. Gene Ontology annotation, cellular component: endomembrane system. NCBI's taxonomy places the organism in Eukaryota, Metazoa, Arthropoda, Insecta, Coleoptera, Chrysomelidae. Gene Ontology annotation, biological process: proteasome-mediated ubiquitin-dependent protein catabolic process. The record is from RefSeq and is a predicted model, not a curated record. Gene Ontology annotation, molecular function: ubiquitin protein ligase activity.